Molecule: messenger RNA, 3407 nt
Organism: Harpia harpyja (harpy eagle)
Lineage: Eukaryota; Metazoa; Chordata; Aves; Accipitriformes; Accipitridae
Product: actin filament-associated protein 1-like
Exons: 15
Coding region: 418-2778 (786 amino acids)
Biological process (GO): regulation of mitotic cell cycle; positive regulation of DNA-templated transcription; positive regulation of epidermal growth factor receptor signaling pathway
Cellular component (GO): cytosol
Molecular function (GO): SH2 domain binding; SH3 domain binding
Source: RefSeq, a predicted model, not a curated record
GGCUCUGCGGGAAGGGGGUGAGGGGCCAGGCUGGGGCUGUGCAUGGUCCUGCUCUGCCACGUGCUUCUCCAUCGCAGGAAACGCCUGCAUGGACCCAGAGCUGAGGGGACCACCAUCAUUUGGGACCCCCUCCCCGUGCCCGUAGCCCUCCGGGUCUCCUCCACUUCGGGGGGCUGCGGGAUGGAGGCAGUGCUGUCCCGUCCCACUGCGCAGGGUGCGGGACUCCCGUCUUCCCCGGCCGGGGCGAGGAGGCACAAAGCAGUUCCUUGUCCCGCUCCAUCCCUCCUUCCUGGCACGGCAGGGUCGGGGUCCCCGGCUGAUGCUGAGCCCUGACCCUGCUCCCUGCCCUUGGAGCGGGCAGCGGGUGAAUGUUCAGCAUUUUCGGCAUGCCUGGAGAAGCCUUCAUCAGCUGCUCCCAUGUGCCAUGCCUCCUCCUCCUCCUCCUCCUCCGCGGCACGGAGGAGCAGCACGUUGGGCUGCCCGGCGUGGCCCACGGCCACGGCUCCCCUCGCCCAACCGGGAACAAACCCGCUCUGUGAGCGCACACAGAGGAGCCUUCAGCGGCGUGGGUCCUCGUCCCCCCUCCUCAUCCUCCUCCGGAACCCCAGGCCCAUCAAUAGCGGGAUUGUGCGGAGCCGGGGCAGGUGCCGGGAGCGGGGGCACGGCCGGCGGCACGGGGCGCGUAAACCCCCACGUCGGUUUGCUCGGCAUCGGAGAGCCCCUGCCAGCCCUGCCCGGUGCGGCGGGCAGGGGACAGGCACCCCUGCCUGCACCCUCCUCUGGCGGGGUAUGAUGGCACGUCCCUGUCCUCCGCAGACCUGGACAAACUGCUGUCGGACCUGCGGUCCUUCCUGCUCAUCCUGGACCGGGAAAGCCUCAGCACCGCGGCUCGGGCCAAGAAGAAGUCGGUGGCCGAUCUCCUCUCCCGGCUGCAAAGCCCCCCGUCGGCUCAUCGUGUGCGGCCGGGGAUGCGGGGCUCCUCGCCGACCCGGCACGUGGCUGCCAGUCCCGCUUUUCUCCCCAGGAACCAGGAUGGUGGAUGGAACGGGAGGGAGAGCUUGUGAGUGCUGCCCGGUCAGCACCCUGAGCCUGCAUGGAGGGAGCAAGGUGCCGGGCAUCUCGCCAUUCCCACCAGCCGAUGACUCCUACGAAGAUGCCGAACCCCUCGGCCCCGGCAGAUGCACUGGCUCCGGCGGUGCCGACACCGACAGCAGCCACUACGAGUCGUACGGGGAGGAUGAGGAUGGCGUGACGGACCGUGCCCACUACCUGCGGCGGCCGCCGGCUGCCGGCCCCGAUGCCGAGCCCCUCGGCCGCCCCGAAGCACAGCUCUGCGGCUUUCUCUGGAGGAAGCGCUGGCUGGGGCAAUGGGCAAAGCAGCUUUUCAUCGUCCGGGAGCAUGUGCUGCUGUGCUUCAGGUGUGCCGCCGACCCGCAGCCGGUGCUGGAGCUGGACCUACGGGGCUGCCACGUCGCCUACAAAGCCAAGCGUGGUAAGAAGAUGCCGCACAGCCUGAAGGUGACGGGGACGGCGGGCGAGGCGCUGGUCAUCGGCUUCCAGAGCCGGCAGCAGGCUGAGGACUGGAGGAAGGUGAUCGAAGAGGUCAGCAGCGAUGCCCCGAGCGGGCUGGCAGCCAUCAGCAUCCCGGCAUCACCUUCCUCGAGGCUCGGCAGGGCUGCCGGGUCCCAGCUCAGCAAGGAGGAGGAGGAUUGCUCCCAGCAGAGCCCUGCCCGCAGCCCCCGGCCCGGAGAGGAUGCUAAAGGAGGUUUCCUGGCGGUGCGGCUGCGCGGGCGGUGGCAGCGGCUGUGGUGUGCGGUGCGGCAGGGAGCCCUGCGUAUGUUCCCCGAGCCCGGCGGUGCCCAGCGCCCCGUCUGCGCCCUGCGGCUGGAGGGCUGCGAGGUCUCCCCGGGGGCGGCCGCCGGUUCCCCCCAGCGCCUCCGCAUCCGCAUCGCCCAGCGGGGCCGGGAGCUCGCCCUGCUGCAGACCUGUUCGGAUGAGGAGAGGGAAGCCUGGUUGAAGACCCUGCGGGCCAGGGGAGGAGGGGAGCCAGCUGGCGACGGGGCCCCCACCGAGACCCCCAGGCUGGGCGAUGCCAGCAGCUGCCCUGCUGCGGGUGGGCUGCUGCUGCGCCGUGUCCCGACCCCCAACGCCUACAUGGAUGACCCCUUCGGGCAGCUCCCACCGACCGAGGUCCCCAAGCACCUCUACUCCAAUGUGGAGCGCCUGCAGCAGCUGCAGCAGAGCUUGGACCGAGCAGUGCCAGGGCAGCGCAAGAGACCCGUGUCUGCGCUGCCCGCCGGUGCCUGCAGCAAUGCCCUGGGCAGCGCAGCAUCGGCGGCAGCUCUCCGGGACAGGGCUGCCAGGCCACAGCGGGCGAAGGUGAGCCCCGAGCUCCGGAGCAGGGAUCUCUCCCAGUCCCAGCGCACCCUGACGCUGCCCGAGAGGAAAGGGGCUCGGGACGGGCUGGAUAUCCUCAUCGGGAAGAGAGCCUUCCCCAAACUGGAGGAGAAGGUGGGGCAGCUGGAGAGGGCCUGCCGCAUGAAGGGCAGGCUGAAAGCCGGCUCCGAGAUGAACCUGCUGGCCAUCGGCAAGUCGCUGAAGGGUCACAUCGCCGCUACCGCCAGCUCGGCCGGCUCCGAGGGCUCAUUCCUCACGCCGCUGUUGAAGCGCACCGCAUCGGCGAAGAGUGCCCUGAAGCCAUCUCCCUCCCCGGUCCUCGUGGAAAAGGGAAAAGUGCUGCAGAAGAGAAAGGAGUGGGAGAUGAAGUCUGCGAUGUGACCAGUGCUGCAGCGGCCCCGGGGCAGCCCCCGACCCGCAAAUGUAUCUGCCGGACCGGGCAUCUCUCAGCAGAACGUAGGGCUGCACGUGGAUCGUGCAGGACCAGCCUGGUAUCUGUUUUUUAACCAUCAAUAUCAACGCUACAACUACGCACAUCUAUUUUUUUUAUAUAUAUAUGUAUACAUAUAAACUCUCCGUCUGUGGGUUUCUAGUUUCUCUGGCAUGAGGGCUGGAGGGUGGCGAGCCCCUCGCAGGCUCGCUGCCUUCUCGCCCAUCCCAGCACCUUGGUUUUGGGGCACAGAUUUCAUGGUUGCAACCUCGUGAGCUGCUGGCUCUGUCCCUGAUGCGGGUCUGGUCAAAAUGGUGCACCGGCAGCACCCCGGUCGUCCGUCCCCCCCACCCAGGGACACCCGCUCACAGGGCUGGGUGCGGAUACACCCCGGACCAGGCAAGCUGGGGGGGGACACGCAGCUGGGGGCUGCUUGGGGCACUUAAUUGCACCUUCCAUGGAGUUGGCGGGACCCGGGCUGGGCCCCGGGCUGCUUUCCAGCAGCUGUGUUUGUCAUGGCUUGUUUUUAAUUGUAGAAACAUGUUGGGUUUUUUUAAGGAUUAAAAAAAAAAAAAAAAAG